CGGCCAGGGUUGCUAGGCAACAGGUCAACUCCGCGGGUCGGAGCCGUUUGAGCAGCGCCAGGUGGGCGCAGAGGCUCAGGUGCUUCCCUUGCGGCCCCGGCGGCCACAGGAACGGACCGAGGAGGCAGCCGGUACCAUGGAGAUCGUGUACGUGUACGUCAAGAAGCGAAGCGAGUUUGGGAAGCAAUGCAACUUCUCAGACCGCCAGGCCGAGCUGAACAUCGACAUCCCGCCCAACCCCGAGCUGGCCGAGCAGUUUGUGGAAAGGAACCCCGUGGACAAGGGCAUCCAGUGCUCCACUAGCAUGUCAGAGCAUGAGGCCAACACAGAGCGGUUUGAGAUGGAGACCCGGGGGAUUAACCACGUCGAGGGGGGCUGGCCCAAGGAUGUGAACCCCCUAGAGCUGGAGCAGACCAUCCGGUUCCGGAAGAAGGUGGAGAAGGACGAGAACUACAUCAACACCAUCAUGCAGCUCGGCUCGAUCAUGGAGCACUGCAUCAAGCAGAAUAAUGCCAUCGACAUCUACCAGGAGUAUUUUGACGACGAGGAUGCAGUAGAAGUGACAGAGGAGGCCCCUUCAGCUAAAACCAUCAAUGUUUUCAGGGAUCCCCAGGAGAUCAAGCGGUCAGCCACGCAUCUCUCCUGGCACCCGGAUGGCAACAGGAAGUUGGCAGUGGCAUAUUCUUGCUUGAAUUUUCAACGGGCACCUGAAGGCAUGAGCCACGAAUCGUACAUCUGGGACCUAGAAAAUCCCAAUAAGCCUGAAAUUGUCCUGAAGCCAUCUUCUCCUCUUGUCACCUUGGAGUACAACCCCAAAGAUUCUCACGUGCUUUUGGGAGGCUGCUACAACGGGCAGCUCGCCUGUUGGGACACCCGGAAGGGCAGCCUGGUGGCGGAGCUGUCCACCAUUGAGUUCAGCCAUCGAGACCCUGUGUAUGGCAGCAUCUGGCUGCAGUCGAAGACCGGCACUGAAUGCUUCUCAGCAUCCACAGAUGGGCAGGUCAUGUGGUGGGAUAUCCGAAAGAUGAGUGAACCCACCGAGGUGGUGAUCCUGGACAUUACCAGGAAGGAGCAGUUGGAGAGCGCCUUGGGAGCCAUCUCCCUGGAGUUUGAGUCUACCUUGCCAACCAAGUUCAUGGUGGGCACCGAGCAAGGCAUUGUCAUCUCCUGCAACCGCAAGGCCAAGACGUCAGCCGAGAAGAUUGUGUGCACCUUCUCAGGCCACCAUGGCCCCAUUUAUGCCCUCCAGAGAAAUCCAUUCUACCCAAAGAACUUCCUGACAGUCGGUGACUGGACCGCCCGCAUCUGGUCAGAGGACAGCCGGGAGUCAUCCAUCAUGUGGACCAAGUACCACAUGGCUUACCUCACCGAUGGUGCCUGGAGCCCAGUGAGGCCGGCAGUUUUCUUCACCACCAAGAUGGAUGGGACCCUGGACAUCUGGGACUUUGUGUUCAAGCAAUGUGAACCUGCCCUCAGUCUGAAGGUGUGUGACGAGGCCCUCUUCUGCCUCCGGGUGCAGGACAACGGGUGUUUCAUCGCCUGCGGUUCCCAGCUGGGCACUACCACGCUGCUGGAAGUCUCCAAUGGGCUGUGCACACUCCAGAGGAACGAGAAGAACACAGCUUCCUCUAUAUUUGAGCGGGAGACCCGGCGGGAGAAGAUUCUGGAGGCCAGGCACCGGGAGAUGCGGCUGAAGGAGAAAGGCAAGGUGGAGGGCAAGGAGGACGACCAGAGGGAGGAGGAGCCCAUCCUCACCCUGGAGGAGCUAGUCACCAAGGCCGAGGAGGAGUUCUUCGACAUCAUCUUCACGGAGCUGAAGAAGAAGGAGGUGGAAGCCAUGAAGAAGUCAAAGCCUGAUCUGAAGGCAGACGAAGAGGUGGAAGGAGAGGACCAAGGGGAGGAAGAAGCUGCCCAUGUCGAGACUCCGACCUAGAAGGGUCAGGUCAGCCGUGCCCGCGGCCCCACUCGCUCCACGCCUCCGUCUCCCACCUCCUGGCCCUGCACUGGCUUUGCUCGUGGGCCCUGAGCACCUCCCUUAAAGUGUCAGCGGAGGGAGGGCUGGGGUAGCAGGGCUACCCUGACCCGACCCGACACCCCGCAAAGGGCUGGCCCCCAUUGACUCACUGAAGCCAGUCCCAAGGGACCCCUUGGACGAAGGGAGGAGGCAAGGCUCAUGCCCGAGCUGGGGACGGCUCCUCUCAGCCAGCCGAGCACACCCUGGGCCUUCAAGCCAGGCCCCGUGUGUUCCCUUGGGUUCAGCCUCCCCAUGGCUUGUGUGUUCCCUUGGGUUCAGCCUCCCCACGGCUUUUGGAUAAUCAUUUUCCUUCAAUGCUUGCAGAGCCUCCAGGCAGGCUAGCCUCAACCGUGGUGGGGCCUCCGAAAGACCCGUGCGCGGGAGAGAGGGGCUUCUCCUUCUCCCUUCCUGACCCCCCACCCACAUAUAACUGGGAAACACAGUCCGUCCACUUCUAAAAUGUCCCUCACCACCCCUCCCCUCCCGGGCACGUUUACCUCUGAGAGGAGAUGCGCCAACAAGUUGGAUUAUUCUUGGAUGCCUGCAAGCUGUCUACUAUCUUAAUUCUUACAAAAUUAAAUUAAUAAUAAUGGUGCAU
This is a messenger RNA of Canis lupus familiaris (dog), 2612 nucleotides long. RefSeq names its product dynein axonemal intermediate chain 2 (gene DNAI2). The coding region runs from base 137 to 1933 and encodes 598 amino acids. Gene Ontology annotation, cellular component: outer dynein arm. Gene Ontology annotation, molecular function: dynein heavy chain binding; dynein light chain binding. Gene Ontology annotation, biological process: cilium movement; outer dynein arm assembly. The transcript is spliced from 13 exons. NCBI's taxonomy places the organism in Eukaryota, Metazoa, Chordata, Mammalia, Carnivora, Canidae. The record is from RefSeq and is a predicted model, not a curated record.